CAACAACAAUCCAAUCCCAAGUUAGAGAUCUCAUCUUCAUUCUAGCUCUCUGUCGUAUCCCAAUUCACAUCAAAUUCAAAACAUGGUUGAAGCAGCGCACAGGUAUGCUGUGGUGACCGGGGCAAACAAGGGGAUAGGAUUUGAAAUUUGCAAGCAGUUGGCCUCCCAGGGGAACAUAACUGUCGUCUUGGCUGCUAGGGAUCACAAAAGAGGCCUCGAAGCUGUCCGGAAAUUGAAACAGUUUAGCCAUGGCGACCAUGUAAUUUUCCACCAGUUAGAUGUCACAGAUUCAGCCAGUGUCGCUGCCUUUGCUGAAUUCAUCAAAUCCAAAUUCAGGAAGCUCGAUAUCUUGGUCAACAAUGCCGGAGUUUUUGGAGCCAACGUCGAUGGAGAGGCGAUGAGAGCUGCAGCCAAGGCCGAGGACAAAUCGAAGAUCAACUGGGGUGAGAUUAUAGUUGAGACCUACGACACCGCAGAAGCCGCUUUCCAAAUAAACUAUUACGGCGCCAAGAGGAUGGCUGAGGCUCUGCUUCCCCUGCUCAAGCUAUCCGAUUCCCCGAGGAUUGUGAACAUGUCGUCUGUAUUGGGAUUGCUUAAGAACAUACCUAAUGAAUGGGCGAAAGGGAUCCUCAGCGAUGUCGACAACCUCACAGAAGAGAAGCUCAAUGAGAUCGUGAAUGAGUACCUUAAAGACAUGAAAAAUGGCGUCGCCAAGGAGAAAGGCUGGCCUGCAAGUUCGGGUUCAUAUGUUGUCUCAAAGGCUGUCCUGACUGCAUAUACGAGGCUUUUGGCGAAGAACUCCGAUUGUAAGAUCAACGCCGUUUGCCCCGGAUACACAAUGACGGACUUGAAUCACCACAGCGGGUUCCUGACCGUGGAAGAAGGCGCAGAAAGCCCGGUGAGGCUGGCACUGCUGCCGGAGGACGAUGGGUCGACUGGAUUGUUCUUUGACAGGAAGGAAGUGUCUGAGUUCUGAGGACUCAAAUUGCAGAUGUUAUUGCAAGCUUUUUGUUAUCUGGUUUAGUUUGAUGUUUGGUUUCUUGUUUUUGUUGAUGUAAUAAUGUGUGAUCAAUUUUGGGAGUCUGAUUUGUGUGCGCGAAUCUGCUCCCAAUUAUGAUCAGUUUGGUGUUCGUUGUUCUUAUGUUGGCGUUGUAAUGAGUUUAAUUUAUUCCAUGUAAUGAAGAAACUUGUCGUCUGAUCCAUUUAUGGUUGUGAGA
Molecule: messenger RNA, 1217 nt
Organism: Andrographis paniculata
Lineage: Eukaryota; Viridiplantae; Streptophyta; Magnoliopsida; Lamiales; Acanthaceae
Product: (+)-neomenthol dehydrogenase-like
Exons: 4
Coding region: 83-976 (297 amino acids)
Cellular component (GO): membrane
Molecular function (GO): oxidoreductase activity, acting on the CH-OH group of donors, NAD or NADP as acceptor
Source: RefSeq, a predicted model, not a curated record